UUAAAAAAAAAAAUGCAUCCUCCAGAAACCACCACCAAGAUGGCUUCAGUUCGGUUUAUGGUGACACCAACAAAGAUCGAUGACAUUCCAGGUUUGUCAGACACCAGCCCGGACCUCAGCUCUCGUUCCAGUUCCCGUGUUCGGUUUAGCUCCCGGGAAAGUGUGCCUGAAACGAGCCGUAGUGAGCCGAUGAGUGAAAUGUCAGGGGCCACCACCUCACUGGCAACUAUAGCUGUGGAUCCAGCCAGUGACCGGACCUCCAAUCCCCGAGAUGUUACAGAAGACCCGAGUCAGAACUCCAUCACAGGAGAACACAGCCAGCUGCUAGAUGAUGGGCAUAAGAAAGCUCGAAAUGCUUAUCUCAACAACUCCAAUUUUGAAGAGGGGGAUGAAUAUUUUGACAGAAACCUGGCACUUUUUGAGGAAGAAAUGGACACUAGGCCAAAAGUGUCUUCACUGCUUAACCGAAUGGCUAAUUAUACUAAUUUGACACAAGGAGCAAAGGAGCACGAAGAAGCAGAGAACAUUACAGAAGGGAAAAAGAAGCCCACCAAGAGCCCCCAAAUGGGUACUUUCAUGGGUGUGUACCUCCCGUGUCUACAGAAUAUUUUUGGGGUGAUCCUCUUUCUGCGCCUCACAUGGGUGGUGGGCACAGCUGGAGUUCUCCAGGCCUUUGCCAUUGUCCUCAUCUGCUGCUGCUGUACAAUGCUCACUGCUAUCUCCAUGAGUGCCAUUGCCACCAAUGGUGUGGUGCCAGCUGGGGGCUCAUACUUCAUGAUUUCUCGAGCAUUAGGCCCAGAGUUUGGUGGAGCUGUGGGCCUCUGCUUCUACCUUGGUACCACUUUUGCAGCAGCCAUGUAUAUCCUUGGUGCCAUCGAGAUAUUCCUGAUCUACAUUUUUCCCCGAGCUGCCAUCUUCCGAAGUGAUGAUGCCCUUAAGGAAUCAGCAGCCAUGCUAAAUAACAUGCGUGUCUAUGGCACAGCCUUCUUGGUCCUUAUGGUGCUGGUAGUGUUUGUUGGCGUACGCUACGUGAACAAGUUUGCCUCACUCUUCUUGGCCUGCGUCAUUGUAUCUAUCUUGGCCAUUUAUGCUGGAGCCAUCAAAUCUUCCUUUGCCCCUCCGAAUUUCCCAGUUUGCAUGUUGGGCAACCGAACUCUUUCUUCAAGACACAUUGACAUUUGCUCAAAGACCAAGGAAAUGAACAACAUGACUGUCCCUUCAAAACUGUGGGGCUUCUUCUGCAACUCUAGCCACUAUUUCAAUGUCACCUGUGAUGAUUACUUUGAGCACAACAACGUCACAUCAAUCCAGGGCAUCCCUGGUUUGGCUAGUGGAAUCAUUGUUGAGAAUCUUUGGAGUAACUAUCUAACAAAGGGAGAGCUCAUUGAGAAGCCAUCAGCCAAAUCUUCUGAUUUCUUAGGCAACUUGAAUCAUGAAUAUGUGCUUGUUGACAUUACCACCUCUUUCACUCUCCUGGUUGGAAUCUUCUUUCCUUCUGUCACAGGUAUCAUGGCUGGAUCAAACCGGUCUGGAGAUUUGAAGGAUGCUCAGAAAUCCAUUCCCAUUGGUACCAUCCUUGCCAUCCUGACCACCUCUUUUGUUUAUUUAAGCAGUGUUGUCCUCUUUGGGGCUUGCAUUGAAGGGGUUGUUCUCCGGGAUAAGUUUGGAGAUGCAGUAAAAGGAAAUUUGGUAGUAGGUACUUUAUCUUGGCCAUCCCCAUGGGUCAUUGUUAUUGGUUCCUUUUUCUCAACCUGUGGGGCUGGACUGCAGAGUCUCACUGGUGCCCCAAGGUUGCUACAGGCUAUUGCCAAGGACAACAUCAUACCAUUCCUUCGGGUGUUUGGACACAGCAAAGCCAAUGGGGAGCCUACCUGGGCCUUACUCCUUACUGCUGUCAUUGCAGAACUAGGGAUCCUCAUUGCUUCCCUGGAUCUCGUGGCCCCAAUCCUUUCCAUGUUCUUCUUGAUGUGUUACCUCUUCGUGAACCUGGCAUGUGCCUUGCAGACUCUGCUUCGAACACCCAAUUGGAGACCCCGGUUCCGCUACUAUCACUGGGCACUCUCCUUCAUGGGCAUGAGCAUUUGUGUGGCCCUGAUGUUCAUUUCAUCCUGGUAUUAUGCCAUUGUGGCCAUGGUGAUAGCUGGUAUGAUCUACAAGUACAUUGAGUACCAAGGGGCUGAGAAAGAGUGGGGUGAUGGGAUCCGGGGACUGUCCCUAAGUGCAGCCCGUUUUGCCCUGCUACGGCUAGAGGAAGGACCACCACACACAAAGAAUUGGAGGCCUCAGUUGCUGGUGAUGCUGAAACUAGAUGAAGACUUACAUGUUAAGCAUCCUCGCCUCCUAACUUUCGCCUCACAGCUCAAAGCUGGCAAAGGUCUCACCAUUGUGGGCUCUGUUCUUGUGGGAAACUUCCUAGAGAACUAUGGUGAGGCAUUAGCUGCUGAGCAGACCAUCAAACACCUGAUGGAGGCAGAGAAAGUGAAGGGCUUCUGCCAGCUGGUGGUGGCAGCCAAACUGAGGGAGGGCAUCUCCCAUCUCAUCCAGUCCUGUGGGCUUGGGGGCAUGAAACACAACACUGUGGUGAUGGGUUGGCCCAAUGGCUGGCGCCAAAGUGAAGACGCUCGUGCCUGGAAGACUUUCAUUGGUACAGUUCGAGUGACAACAGCUGCCCACCUUGCUCUACUGGUAGCCAAAAAUGUCUCCUUCUUUCCCAGUAAUGUGGAACCAUUUGCUGAAGGCAACAUUGAUGUGUGGUGGAUUGUACAUGAUGGGGGGAUGCUCAUGCUCUUACCAUUCCUCCUUAAACAGCAUAAGGUGUGGCGUAAGUGUGCCAUCCGUAUCUUCACAGUAGCCCAGUUAGAAGACAAUAGUAUCCAGAUGAAAAAGGACCUGGCUACCUUUCUGUAUCACCUCCGAAUUGAGGCAGAGGUAGAAGUGGUAGAGAUGCAUGACAGUGAUAUAUCAGCCUAUACCUAUGAGCGCACUCUGAUGAUGGAGCAAAGAUCUCAGAUGCUACGGCACAUGCGACUCUCCAAAACAGAGCGAGACCGAGAGGCACAGUUGGUUAAAGAUCGGAACUCAAUGCUACGUCUUACAAGCAUUGGCUCUGAUGAAGAUGAGGAAACAGAGACCUAUCAGGAAAAAGUGCACAUGACUUGGACAAAAGACAAGUACAUGGCAUCUCGGGGACAUAAACCCAAGACAUUAGAAGGAUUCCAGGACCUGCUUAACAUGCGACCGGAUCAGUCUAAUGUGAGGCGGAUGCAUACUGCAGUAAAGCUGAAUGAGGUGAUUGUCAACAAGUCCCAUGAAGCAAAGCUGGUAUUGUUGAACAUGCCCGGGCCACCCCGAAACCCUGAAGGUGAUGAGAAUUAUAUGGAGUUCCUGGAGGUGCUUACAGAAGGGCUAGAGCGUGUCCUCCUUGUCCGAGGAGGCGGCAGUGAAGUGAUCACCAUCUACUCCUAACUGCACUCGAUCUGUUCUGCUUGACCUAACCUUCUUCACAGGUUUCAAUUCUCCACAAAAAUCUCAGAUGAUCUGGCACUUUAUUUGCUGCCAUCUCCACUGGACUAGAGGGCUGUUUUCUGUAUAUGUGAUGCUGAACUUUUGCGGAGCUGAGCCUCAAGACCUCCUCUGUCCCUGUGCUUUAGUGCAAAGGGAGUUGGAGUUGCCCUUUCCACUUGACCCCUCAUCCUUCCUCUAAAGAAGCAAGUCAAAUGAGAUGUGUGUAAAAUGCUUUGUGACUAGAAAGCAGUACAUAAAUGUUACUUCCUCAUCGUCAUUGGACCCUAAAAAUUUUGUCAUUGCCCAGUUUCGUGUACAUCAUAAUCAGAAAGGUAAGAGAAGAGGCAGAAAGGAGCCAGGAUUAAAGAGUAAACUUAAAUAGGACAGAAGGCAUAGUAAUUUUGCUUUGGGCAAAACUGAAGCUGCAAGAUGGAUCUCAGAAACCUUUACUCAACUCCUGCAGAAACUUUGAACUCCAGGAUGUUUAUUCCAAGGACGAUGCUCAGAGAAGCAUAACAAUAUUCCAACCAAAAAACCCACAGCCACAAACGUAUGGCAACUCAGUCUCUCUGUAACAAGCCCAUAUGGAAAACUUUUUCUCAGCUCAUCUUCAGUGCGCUUGCCUUCCAAGUACCUCAUUCUAUAUUAUGGUACUACAAAAAAUGAAACAAACCUAUAUACAAAGUCCUUUCUGCAAGAACUUAGAAACCUAUCCCCAAUAGAUGCUGCUCUUUAGUCUGAUCCCAGGUUAAAGCAUGUGUGUACAUUGUAUGUACAUCGAAUGUUUCAAGUUUCCCAAAUUCGGCCCACUCUGUGGGCAAUAUUACACUGGAAAUUACUUUUUUUUAAAGGGAGUGUUGUCUAGGUGAUUUGAAUCAUUGAUGCAAACCUCAGACUGACACAACUAUAGUCCAUGGAUACUUAUAAGUGAGUGACUUGGGCAAAAUAAACAAACUGGAUAGAAAUAAUGAGAAAUUUACUGGGCUUAUUAUCUCAUCUUUCCUCCUACCCUUUCUGUUUAGUAGACACAGUACAGAGCCUCAAGAGCAGACAGGAAGACUGGCUGAUCUGCCCUAAGGAUAAGUAGAUCACUUAAAAUAAGAUAGACCUAUAUUUUAAAGGUGAAUUCAGCAAUGGAUUCUGAAGUUCUGGUGCCAUACCUUAAUUCACAGUGCCAAAAUUGCUGAAUUGCUAAAUUCCCUCCAUACCUCCUCAAGUGACUCAGAAUAUGAAUUGGCAUUGGCCUUGCUUAAGAAAUUCUAGGUUCUGUCAUUGUGUAGCCUGGUUUUUGGAGUUGAGGUAAAGUGGAGAAGUUGAUAGCACUGUGCAGACAAUUUAAGAAUUUAAGGUUUUUGUUUGUUUUUGUUUAAGGGUGGGAGGUGGGGAUGGUCAUUGCCCUUUCCCUCAAUUUCCUACUUUACUCUGAUUGUAAAGAUCUGGCUUUGGACUCAGAGAUCAUUUAAAAGCCUUAUGAUUGCCAAUUUCCUUUGCAUUCUCAGAAUGCUGUGAAGGACUGAACUGAGGGGGUAAUUUACAUUUUUUUUGCCAAUUACCAAGACAUUGCUUCCAGGCAUAGGAAAUCUUCGCCUUAUGUGGCUGUGGCAAUAAUUCCAGACACCCGAAGUUAGCCUGAAAUCUUUCUUUCUGUUACAGAGAUUUAUUUAUAUAUAGGAAUCACUCCGCCUUGCCGAGGCACUUCAUGGACUCAGCUGUUACUUGACUAAACUGAAAAUAGUUAUAAUCUCUCCCUUCUUCACUCAGUGGCAUUGGAAAUGAGCCCUUUCAGAUUCAGAAUGUACAAAAGAUGAUUCAGCUAGCUCCGUGAUCAGAGAAGGCAACCGUUCAGUAUAACUGAAGAAAAUAAUUAGGCACACACAAAUUAGAAUAGUGAAAAACGAGUCAACUUUAACUUCUGUCUUCCUUGGACAGAACAAAGUAUUUAACCAGUCUUAGUUGCAGUUUCUUCCUCCAAGGUGUCAGGGAGGGAGUGAUAGUGAAUGUUGGUAGCUUGUGUAACACCUUCUAUUCCUUGUCUCCCUUUAUCAAUUUCCUUUUUAUGGUGUGAACUGGAGUUCAAUACCAGAAGAAAUUUCCCUCCCUUGCUCUGCCUAAGAGCCUAGACCCUGCAACCUGAUACUCCAAGAUAUCAUUUUAUCUCCUGAUGGGCUUUUUAGUUUCUCUGAGCAGCAGCCCAUCUCCCCUCCCCCCCAUCCCAAAAGGGUGAUGUUUUUAGAGGGCAGGUAGAUAAAGUUAAACAUAAUCUAGACAGAAAAAUGAAAGGUUUUAAAGGGAAUUCUCCCAUAAGUUUGUAGUAAGAAUAUUUUAAAGGGAUGAGGGAACUGGAGGUUACUUGUAUAGUCCCUCUGCCUCCAUCUAUUUAAUUUUUUUUAAUCAUUGUUAAAUGGCAGAGUAUUGUCCCUUGCCCAGAUUCUCACUCCCAUUUCUGUGUGGGUCAUUUGUACAUGUGUGUAUUUUGUCUCGUGUCAACAAAGUGUCUCUCAAUCAUUGCAAAGUAGAGCAAUACUGAAAACUCAAUAAGAGAAUGCACCUUAGGGAAGAGGGCUGUCUGCUUUCACAGAGGUAAGGGAGGGGAAGAACCUUCUACCUUUGGGACAAGAUCAAAUUUGGAGAUUUAGCCAUAAUAUUCCCAGGGAGUGUAGUGUCAAACAUCCUCUUGCUAUUGGUCUAUGCCUUCACUAGCUGGAUUAAAAAUCAUAUUGAGGCCAGUCUUUUAGCAGGGGAGAGAUCACUACUUCAUAUUCAUAUAUGCCUCACAGCUUCCUGAGGCAGCUGGGGACUGCCUCUCCCUAAGGAACCCAUUCCCUACCCUGUGAUAGAUUAAGCACAGUCACCUUCCUCUGUCCCCAAGUUAAAUCAAAUAACAUGACAGGUAGAAAAUGCCCAGGUUCAGUCUGGUAUUAAUAUAAUUUUUUUUUCCAUUUUUUUCUUAUC
Messenger RNA from Dromiciops gliroides (monito del monte), 6456 nucleotides. RefSeq names its product solute carrier family 12 member 6 (gene SLC12A6). The coding region runs from base 13 to 3465 and encodes 1150 amino acids. The record is from RefSeq and is a predicted model, not a curated record. Gene Ontology annotation, cellular component: membrane. NCBI's taxonomy places the organism in Eukaryota, Metazoa, Chordata, Mammalia, Microbiotheria, Microbiotheriidae. Gene Ontology annotation, molecular function: potassium:chloride symporter activity. Gene Ontology annotation, biological process: cell volume homeostasis; chemical synaptic transmission; chloride ion homeostasis. The transcript has 25 exons.